Molecule: messenger RNA, 240 nt
Organism: Triticum turgidum subsp. durum (durum wheat)
Lineage: Eukaryota; Viridiplantae; Streptophyta; Magnoliopsida; Poales; Poaceae
Source: the annotation of a GenBank genome assembly
AUGCUUGCGCUCGUGCUCACCGUCGAUGCAUGCUGCUUGCAGUCGGUGGCCUUCAGCGCGGCGCCGGCGUUCGCGGCCGCGGCGGUCUGGCUCGUCGGCUUCGCUCUGGCGGCGCUCGUGGCCUGCUGCUGCCGGUGCUGCCGCGGCAGCCCCACCAGGGACGACGACUACUCCUACUCGCGCAAGACCUUCGCCGCCUCCCUCCUCCUCCUCCUCGCCUUCACCGCCACCGCCAUGUAA